Molecule: messenger RNA, 1774 nt
Organism: Arachis duranensis
Lineage: Eukaryota; Viridiplantae; Streptophyta; Magnoliopsida; Fabales; Fabaceae
Product: glycylpeptide N-tetradecanoyltransferase 1
Exons: 2
Coding region: 236-1540 (434 amino acids)
Biological process (GO): N-terminal peptidyl-glycine N-myristoylation
Cellular component (GO): cytoplasm
Molecular function (GO): glycylpeptide N-tetradecanoyltransferase activity
Source: RefSeq, a predicted model, not a curated record
UUUCUCAUUUCUGUGUGUAAGUGUAACCCUAUGUUCUCUUUCUCUCUCUCUUUCGAUUAGAUCUUACGGAAUGGAUUUAGAGUGAAGGAAAGAGGGAUUCUUCUCCGUACGAUACUUUCCUCUCCCAUCACUCUGCCUUCUCUCUUUCUUGGUGCCUCCGUCGCGCUUAAUCCCUUCUUCCCUCUCUCUCUCUCUCUCUCAGAUCUAAUAAGCUUACUUCGGUGAAAUAUUUGUGAUGGCUGAUAGCAAUCCUUCCUCUGGAUCACCUGGAGAAACUCAGAAUCCCAUACCAGAUGGGAAUGCACCUUCUGAAAGCGAUCUUGCACUGGACAAUCUAGCACAAAAAGUUCAAGAAUCCCUCUCCCUUGAAAGAAGGCAUAAAUUUUGGGAAACCCAACCUGUUGGGCAGUUCAAGGAUGUAGGGGACACCAGUUUGCCUGAAGGCCCUAUUGAAGCUCCAACUCCUUUGUCAGAGGUCAAACAAGAACCCUACAACCUCCCUAGCCUCUAUGAAUGGGUAACUUGUGACAUCAACUCCGAUGAGAUGUGCAAUGAAGUAUACACCCUUCUUGCAAACAAUUACGUGGAGGACGAUGAGAACAUGUUUAGAUUUAACUACUCAAAAGAAUUUCUGCGCUGGGCUCUUCAACCUCCUGGUUACUUCAAGAGUUGGCAUAUCGGUGUCCGUGUUAAGACAUCCAAGAAGAUGGUUGCCUUUAUAAGUGGUGUUCCUGCUAAAAUCCGCUCUCGUGAUGAUGUUGUUAAUAUGGCAGAGAUCAAUUUUCUCUGUGUUCAUAAGAAGCUUAGAACUAAGAGGCUUGCUCCUGUAAUGAUUAAAGAGGUGACCCGGAGAGUGCACUUGGAGGACAUAUGGCAGGCUGCUUAUACUGCUGGAGUGGUUCUUCCGACUCCGAUAGCAACCUGCCAAUACUGGCACAGAUCCUUAAAUCCGAAGAAGCUAAUCGAUGUUGGGUUUUCACGGCUCGGUGCACGAAUGACAAUGAGUCGAACAAUCAAGCUUUAUAAGUUGCCAGAAUCAACAGUCACCCCAGGUUUCAGAAAGAUGGAAAUCCAUGAUGUUCCUGCAGUUACUAGACUAAUUAGGAAUUAUUUGAGCCAGUUUGUCGUUGCACCUGAUUUUGAUGAAAACGAUGUGGAGCAUUGGCUUCUUCCGAAGGAGGAUGUUGUUGAUAGUUAUCUUGUUGAAAGUCCUGAAACUCAUGAGGUCACUGACUUUUGCAGUUUUUAUACGCUUCCUUCUACAAUCCUUGGAAACCCAAACUAUUCACUUUUGAAAGCAGCGUAUUCCUUCUACAAUGUGUCGACAAUGACCCCCUUGCUUCAACUGAUGAAUGAUGCUCUCAUUGUAGCAAAACAGAAGGACUACGACGUUUUUAAUGCAUUGGAUGUCAUGCAGAAUGAAACCUUCUUGAAAGAACUGAAAUUUGGACCAGGUGAUGGGAAGCUUCAUUAUUAUCUUUACAACUACCGGAUAAGGAAUGGGUUGAAGCCAUCAGAACUUGGCCUUGUUCUUCUGUAGCUUAAAGUUUACAGAAAAUUUAUUGCAAUUUAUGGAUUUUGAAUUACAAUCGUUUUGCUGAUAGACUUUGUAUCGUUGGUUGCACAUGAUGUUAGACUUCAAAUUUUGCCUGACUAUCUGAACAAAACAAACACAUUAGACACUGAAUUUUCAUGGUUACGAAUUUUAUACCGAGUUAUGUCUUUGUUGCAUAAACCUGAAAGAAAGCAGCAGUGACCUAUCUGCUUCAGUUCA